AUAAUUUUGGUUUAUAUUGUUUCAUAUUUUGUUUCUCUUUAUACUAUUAUUUUCUCCUCCCAUUUUCAAAACAAAACAUAAAGUAAUUGGAUAGUUAAUCCAAACAGAUAGGGCAGUGCAAGGCCGGGCUGAUAGAGCAUCCUCGAUAAUAUCUAUCUAUCUAUCAAUCCAUUCAUCCAUCCAUCCAGAGCACUGGAGCGGAGGAGUGGGGUGGGUGUUGACGGACGAUGGCAAUGGCGGCUGCAACAACAGCACUAUUAUCACUGUUAAAUGUUCCAGAAAGAGACGGAAUCAGCAGAGCUUUGAACCCUAACAUUCAGUUCGUAGGGUUUGGUAGGCGCGUGAAGAUGAUGAAUGUUUGUUGUCCUGCUGCUCCUCCUGCAUUAACAAAAACAAGAGCGGAUUCGGUAGUAGUGAGGGCCAGUGGUAGUGGUGGUUUUUCUUCAGAAUCAGAGGAAGCAGCAGGAGCUGGUCUACAGUCAAAAGUGACUCACAAAGUAUACUUUGAUAUCAGUAUUGGAAACCCAGUUGGGAAGCUUGCUGGAAGGAUUGUCAUUGGACUCUUCGGUGACGAUGUGCCCCAAACUGCUGAGAACUUCCGUGCCCUUUGUACCGGUAAGAAGGGCUUUGGUUACAAGGGCUCCACCUUCCAUCGUGUCAUCAAGGAUUUCAUGAUUCAAGGAGGAGACUUUGACAAAGGAAAUGGAACUGGAGGCAAAAGUAUAUAUGGCCGUACUUUUAAAGAUGAGAAUUUUAAAUUGUCUCAUACUGGACCUGGAGUUGUUAGCAUGGCAAAUGCAGGUCCAAACACAAACGGGAGCCAGUUUUUCAUUUGCACUGUCAAGACACCAUGGCUGGAUCAGAGGCAUGUUGUAUUUGGCCAAGUUUUGGAAGGCAUCGACAUUGUUAGGUUGAUUGAGUCACAGGAAACAGAUCGUGGUGACCGUCCUAGAAAGAGAGUGGUUAUCAUUGACUCUGGUGAGCUUCCAAUUGCUUAAAGUUGUUCUCAUGUAUUUUUUGGGUCCUGACUUCUAGUGUUUCUUCCUAUUGAGGAGGGGGGUAUACGCAACUCCUGCUUUCUGGAAUUUUUUGUUUGACUAUUCCAAGACGAGUUCUGUCCAUUUUCUUUUCAUACUGAACCUAUAAACUUUAAGCAUCUAUUGUAUUCUAGUAGCAUUAUAGUUUGAGUUGGUGCCAGCUUGAAUCUGAAUGGUAUCAUUUGGCUAAAGAGUUGUUUUUGUGUGGAAUUUAAUGGUGAAGGAAUUCCAGGAGUCUUUUACAAAUUUAAUAAUAAAAUAUUGAGUAUCAUUGCAA
Lotus japonicus is the source of this 1314-nucleotide messenger RNA. Its product is annotated as photosynthetic NDH subunit of lumenal location 5, chloroplastic. Gene Ontology annotation, biological process: protein peptidyl-prolyl isomerization; protein folding. Gene Ontology annotation, molecular function: peptidyl-prolyl cis-trans isomerase activity. The transcript is spliced from 4 exons. Lineage: Eukaryota; Viridiplantae; Streptophyta; Magnoliopsida; Fabales; Fabaceae. Bases 228 to 998 code for a protein of 256 amino acids. The record is from RefSeq and is a predicted model, not a curated record.